Cuculus canorus (common cuckoo) is the source of this 2952-nucleotide messenger RNA. RefSeq lists its product as uncharacterized. The record is from RefSeq and is a predicted model, not a curated record. Lineage: Eukaryota; Metazoa; Chordata; Aves; Cuculiformes; Cuculidae. Bases 851 to 1753 code for a protein of 300 amino acids. The transcript is spliced from 2 exons.
AGAGACAGGGAGAGAGAAGAAGGGACAAGGCGUUAGGUCGGGUCCGGCACAGCCUACAUUGUGCACCCACCUCCCACCGCCCCCAGCCCAGCAUCCUGGUCACCUUGCACCGCACACACAUGCACCCACGCAUCCCAAGGCUUCCAGGCCACUAGGAUGCGGCUGGAGGGAGGACGAGGGGGUCCCCCCGCUGCCAGCCCGUCCCCAGCAAGGCGCCCAGCACAGCAGUGUGGCCUUUGUUCCCGCGUCCCCAAGCCAUGGCCAGCACAAUGGGAAAAACUCCGCUUCCCCUUCAGCUAACAGCCGAGCACAAUGGCCGGGGAGCCGGCAACCACGGCCCUCGCUGCCACCCCCCACCAUCCUGCCACGGACAGACGGGACACCGCCAGACAGGAGCUCAGCCACGGACAGACAGACACGAGCCCUGCCACAGAGAGACAGGCACCUGCCAGUCAGGAGCCCUGCCAUGGACAGAUGGACACCUGCCGGACAGAAGCCCUGCCAUGAACAGACAGACACAUGCCAGACAGGAUUUCUGCCACAGAGAGACAGGCACCCGCCAGACAGCAGCCCUGCCAUGGACAGACAGACACCCAGCAGAUAGGAGCCCAGUCAGCGGAUGGGUUCAGGAGGGCAUCUGGGGGUAAACUGAGGCAGGGAGUGGACUGGCUGUGUUUGGGGCCACCAGACCCAGGAGCUGCUUGGGACACAAGGGACAUCACCCCACUGCCACCCGGCCACAAAGAACAACGUUGUCCCCAACAGAGCAGCGGGGACCUCUCAGCUUGUCACAGGGGAGGAGGGAUGAGUCCCACCAGGCUCAAUCCUAAACGCAACAAAGUGAUAAACAAUGGACAAGACCUCUUCAAAGCCACCUCCAGAAAAGGUCAAUGGCCCCAGGACUCUGCCAUCCUCUGGAAGGAGAGACAUCUCCCAGCUGGAUGGGGUGGGAAGCCCACACAACGUUCAUGAGGCCAUGUAUAACCACAACAUCUCUCAAUGCCAGAAGCCUCCAGAUAAGGCAAGCCACGCUGGCCAACAGGCAAGGGCCACACAGCCACCAAGAGGACAUGCCUCAGAGAGCCCUUUGGUUCCCACAUCUCCCACAAGCAAAGGACAUCAACGGGAAACAAGGCCCAGUCAGCCCCAGAACCAGCUCCCACUGUCAAGCCUGUGUGCAGGGCUUGGGUACCCCAUGUAUUGUCCAAAGAGUCACCUAAUGCCAAGCAGGAGCCAGCAGGCUUUGAUCCGGUCAUUCUCUUGGAUCACCCACCAAGCCUCAGUACAGGGCAGUACAGGCACCAACCUCUGCGGGAGGAACCCCAGCGUGCUCACUUCCACAGGCACCAUGACCCAAACAUGGGGCUGGAGCAAGGGGACAGGGUGGAAGGUGAGAAUGGUCAAGAGAUGGUGGUGUCCAGCCAGGCUGCUGACAGAUCACACUUUCUCCUGCUUCCAGCCUGUGUCGGGUCCUUGGAGCAAACCAGGCUGGGACAGUCAGAGAGCUGCAGGCUCACCACUUCCCCAGAGGUCUCUUCAAUCAGGCAUCCAAGGAAGACACGAGUGUUCCCCAGCAAUGAUGCAGAGGGCUUGUGGCACAGCAUGUCACCCAGGCUGCAUCCCACCCAAGGCGCCAGAUGGAGAAUCAGCAGGGCAGAGCAUGGUGGAUUCAGCAGUAAGGGCCACCUACUCAGAUACAUCAUCCCAGGAGAGAGGAACAAGGGGAAAGGGGCUCCUAAUGGGUCUGGAAUGAGAUGUCCAAUACAGGUCACCUCUGCCCCUUCAUUGUAAAAGGAAGAUGGACAACCACCUCUAAUGUGGGUGCCCAGAUUAAAACCCCCUCAUCCCCACAAGUCACCGAACAGUUUAGGUUGGAAGGGACCUCAAAUUCCAAUGCCCUGUCAUGGACAGAGACACCUUCCACUGGAUCAGAUUGCUUCAAGCCCUGUCCAACCUGGCCUUGAACACCUCCAGGGAUAGGGCAGCCACCACUGCUCUGGGCAACCUGGGCCAGGGCCUUACCACACUCAUUAUAGAACAUGUCAUCCUCAUGUCCAGCUUAACCCUGCCCUGAUUCAGUUUAAAACCAUUGCCCCUUCUCCUGUCACAACAUGCCCUGGAGACUCAUGAGGGUGGUGGUGAUCCUCACACCAGAACUAGCUGGGCACCAACACACUUCACCAAGGCCUCUCCAGAUGGAAGGGCAACUCUGUCUCCUGACUAUUCAUAGACUUCAUGUGCCAACGGGUCUUGAGACAAGCCUAGGGUGCCCUGUACAGGGCUGGCCACCAGUUCCCAACAACAUUAUCUGGGUUGCCAGGGCUGGCAGAGCCCAGAGGAGCCUGGUCAGUGCAGGACAUACUGCUGCUUGCUCCAAACCAUCCAACCUGCCUCACUGGCCUUAAAGCCUCAAACGGCCACCACCGCACUGGGACACCAGUGGCUACCGGUUAUUCAAGCUCUAUAGAUGAGCAGAUAAAGCUUAAACAGUGGCAGAGGGAUUCAGCCCAUCUUUUAUGCUGCCAUAAAGGUUUAAUUCUGGGGUUUUUUUAGUGCUUGAUUUUAGUCAAUGUUUAAUCAGAGCUGUGGCCCCAGUCUGGGUUUCUCAAAGGACACCUCUUUGGAUGCACAGCACUGGCAGAGCAGCCUCACUGCCACAGCUCUUCUCCCCAGGUGCCUGCAGUGGCAUGAUGCUUCACAAAGCCCUGUGAAUUGUUCAGCCCCUCACAAGGGCCAGUAAAUGCCCCCCUCCUGUCCUGGUAUCAGCACUAUGGUGGGACUUCAUCCCAGCAGGACCAGCAGACCAUGGAGCUGCUGAGCUCUGCAUUUGGCCACCACCACUUCCAGACAGGUCUUCACAACAAGGCAAGUGCAGUGGUUGCCCUAGCGUUGGCCCAACACAACGCACUGUCGAGGCUGGUUGAUGUACGGUGAGGUAUAACAACCCUGCCA